Molecule: messenger RNA, 3861 nt
Organism: Mercenaria mercenaria
Lineage: Eukaryota; Metazoa; Mollusca; Bivalvia; Venerida; Veneridae
Exons: 3
Coding region: 131-2458 (775 amino acids)
Source: RefSeq, a predicted model, not a curated record
GUAUGACAUUGCAAAAUCUUUGUAUGGAGUUGAACGUCCAAAGAGGUUAACAAAAGUAAGUGAUGCGGUACGACAACUACAGAAAGAGAUUGAAGCGGCAUGUGAAUGUAUUGAAAUAGUUGAAUUUAAGAUGAUCGUACCUUCAAUAAAACACAGUAAGUCAGGAGUCUCAGAUUUGAAUGCAGACAGAUUUAAUACCGCACGUGUAGUCUUAAUGAUGGAGACUACAGCUAGCAGUUUUGAACAGUUCUAUGAAAUUAAUAGACAGCCAGCAUCAGAGGCUGUCGUGUUCCUGUUGUGCGAUCUAGAUAGGGAAUGGAGUGAAGAAUCAGUGCGCACUGCUCCUAUAUGUUGGUUUCCGAAAGGGUACUCAUUAGAUGGAAAUACAAUGAGGAAAAUUCUCGAGACUGUGUUGGAUGUGUGUAAGAAAAAUGAAAUUCAUGUUCCAGCCCUGUCAUUUGAUGGUCAAUGGCACAAUAUCUGUGUCCGUGGCGAUGACGAUGAUCCGCUGACGAUAUUUCAGUUACAAAAAGAUGUAUGGCGGAAGGUUGAGAAGACAAAAAAAUCAGAUAUUUUGAGAGAAAUUAAACAACUAAACAGAGAACCAAGAUGGCGGAUAAGCGAAGAGUUGCAUGAUGAUGGAGCGGAUCACAAAACUGAAAUGAUGAAAAAGGUCAUUAUUACUGAUGUUACAAUAGGUAGAUUGCCAUCAUUCUCCCCACGAAUUCUUCAACAGAGAAAAGUUGACCUCGCCAAACAGAAAGAAAGGAAUACUAUCCAAAAUGAGAAUGACUUCGCUUCAGAUUUCAUAGAAGCUGUAUUGAAUGGAGGCGAAGCUGAAGAAGACAGACACCCGGAAGUUAAUGAAAUGGACGAUGAUACAAACCAGUAUGACAGUGAGGUUAAAAUAUCUGAGCAAGACGCUGAAAAAAUUUUAUCGAUGCUUAAAUUAGAUGACAAAAGUAAUAAAAAAGGCAAAUGGAACAACGAGUCUUCAAUCAGUGUAUUAAAAUGCUUUGAAUCUGCUGAUAACUUGAAAAAAAUGACUGAUGCUGACGUCAAGAUAGUAGUACGUUACUUGAACAGUACUUACCUCAAAGAGAAAAUAAAGGAAAGCGGAACUAAACAAAACAAACUUGCACAUUUUUACAAAGUUUUCGGACUUCAACCUAGCAUUGCAACCAGUUUGCCCAAAAGUAAGAAACACACGGUUAAAAAACUCCCAGAAUUGGCCUUUAACCAAGUAUCCAAGAUGAAGAAGUCAGAAUUAAAUAUAGUAUAUGCUGAGUAUAUCUGGCAUGCGGAAUUACAACAAUGGCUAAAUGAGCGCCCAGCUAUAACUCAUGCCAGUUUUGAUAGUCGAACGUCAGCGGAAUCAGUUGUCGAAAGCAACGAAUCAGACGGAGCAAACCUACAAGCAACAUUAUAUCAGGAUUUGGACAAUUCCGUCAUCCCCAAGUUUUGGUUUUAUUAUCCAAACGUAAGCGGAAGUAGAGGUCAACUCGAAGUAAGUUGCAUUGACUCCACACAUUUACUGACACGCACUAGAAGGAAAUGCUGCAGGGGUGGAAUCGAAGGAUUGUCCAACGAACCUUGGAGAAAUGUUGCAAAACGUGGAAACACAUUAUUAACUUUGGCUGUUGUCGAUGGAGUACUUGAACCUAUGUCUGUUUCUGUCGCGCGAUGUCAUUUCACCGAAGAAGUUGAAAAUGACAUGCGCAUACAUGGUGAUAUUCGCGCGGCUGAUCUUUGUAGAGAUAUACGUCAGUGGUGGUAUGCCGAGGAUGAUCCUGGUAUAAACUCAAAACUCCGAAUACAGCAAAGAAUGUCAUUAAGAAAACGACUACUUAGCUACGUUAACUUCGCGCAUUUCCCGCCUCCUACGAUGUACAUAAAUGGUUGGCCUUGCCAACUAUGGGAGGCACUUAUUGCCAACAUAGAUGCAAAGACACACCUAUAUGGGUUAACACACAGUCACACGUACAACGUUAGAGCCUUUAGUUCUAUGAUGGGGGAAACCUAUUUCUCUGAGCUUACAAUGUUCGACAGACGUGGUCGUGGGACAGUAACUGCUGCAGAAUUCGGCCGAUUCAUAUGCAGCACAUGGCAAGCCCUGAACAUGCGACUUGAUCCCGAGAGAUCAUUUUACUAUCGAACAAGCCGGAAGACGGUUUACAAGCUGGUGGACAAGUCUGACAUGUUUUCACAGAACGGCGGGCAGAUGACUGAUGACGCAGAUGACGUGCCAAGUGAUAAACGUUGUACAUUGGAUGUCAAGAACCACCACUUUGAUCUCCCAGAGCGAAAUCGGGUCGCGUGCAGGAAAAAGGUGGCUACAAUGAGCACAGACAGGAACGCAGUUAAAAGGGGAUCACUUGGUGUUCGUUGGGAAAGUAGUGCACGGCGGAAUGAAAGUAAAAUCCUUCCGACCGUAAGAAUGGGACUUGACAACUGGUGAGACACAGAAUGUGUGCGUGUUAACAUUGCUGCUUUUCUCAAGGGAGAUAACUUAACAUCAAGGCUGUCGACAGGAAUUUUCUUCCAACAUUCUAUUUCAUAUAUUGCCCAGUUUGAAGACAUCUUGAAAAUUUUAGUUAUUAUGCACCAGUAAACUCUGUGGUAUGUCAUGUGAUGUAGAUUUGACAUUUUUGGGGGCAGGUUAUUUCACGAUACUAGCAUUUUACAACGAACACAUUUCAAAGCUUUCAGCUUAAUUUUAUUAUUUCUAAAUACAUGUAACUUCAUGUAAAAUCAUACGUAAACAAAAUAAAGUCAUACUGAUUGUAAAAUAAUUUAUAAAGGAUGUCGCGAAAAUUCGUUCCAUGAAUAGUUGGUUCGCACAUACCAUCUCUCUAUAUUGUAAGUAAGAAAUUAUGUUUUUCUAAAACAAUAGUUCAUUAUGUGCUAAAAAACUUUUACAUUUUUAAACUUAUAAGAUGCGCAAGUGUUUUAAUUAUAUACAGUUUUUUCGGAAAUGAUGAAUUUCGGAAUAAAUUGAACGCGUACAUCAGUUUUGCAGAUGACUGUGAAUGAAACAGACGAUUUUAUAACUAAAUUUCGAAACUCCAAAAUCAUUUCUUUCAGUAACUGUUCCAGUUGUAUAUAUUGCUGCGUCCUUUUGUAUUAUAAUUCAAUCAAUAUAUACAUAUAGGUUGUAUAUAUAGCUACUAUAUUUUUAGACCUAUUGAAAAACCGGAACGAAUUUUCUUGACACUCAUUUAAUAUUACAUUGCAAAAUUAAUGCCAGCAUUGUAUUUUAUCCAUUGAUUGCUUUAUCGUAUUUUUCUUAUUUCUUAAGGACCCAAUAUUAUACUUUAAAUAACGUUCAUGUGUCUUAAUAAAUCUGCAGUACGUGUUCUUUUCCGAAAAUCGAGAGAUUUUUUAGCAGUAUUUAUCAAUUACGUAAUUUCUGAUUUUGCGUUAAAACAAGUAUGAAAUAAAUUUGUUGGUGACUUAAAGAAGACAGAAUAAUGUAUAUUUCAAAUUAAUUCCAUUAUAUAUAGCUUACACUUAUGCCUUCUUAUGGCAACUUUGUAACAAAAAUAUCAUUCCCGCGGAAAUUCAGGAAAUUAGUUGCAGACUAAAAUGAUAAGCUCAUAAUAUUAUUACAGAUAUGUAAAGCAAAAUUGUUAAUUUGAUAUACAUGUCAUGUUUUGAUGUAUGCAUACAUCGUUUUACAAGAGCUACGAUACUUAUGUAGAGUCAAUACUCUGAACUUCACAAUACUAUACAAUAUUGGCAUUAAUUUAAUCGGAGUAAAUCACAGAUAAUGCAAAUCACAGACAAAAUAAAAAUUUUUAUUAAAAUUAAAAACAUUAGAACUGAUUAUGUUUUACUUGUCUUUUAUGACUACUGGCCUUU